AAUAAGUCCAUCCAUGAAAUUUCCUUGCUAAUAAAUAUUCCACGGUCAACUGUUAGUGGUAUUAUAACAAAGUGGAAGCAACUGGGAACAACAGCAACUCAGCCACGAAGCGGUAGGCCAAGUAAAAUGACAGAGCUGGGUCCGAGCAUGCUGAAGCGCACAGUGCGCAAAAGUCAACCAACUGUCUGCAGAGUCAAUAGCUAAACACCUACAAAACUUUGUGUGGCUUUCAGAGAGCUUCAUGGAAUGGGUUUCCAUGGCCAAGCAGCUGCAUCCAAGCCUUAUAUCACCAAGUGUAAUGCAAAGCAUCGUAUGCAGUGGUGUAAAGCACGCUGCCACUGGACUCUAG
This is a messenger RNA of Staurois parvus, 349 nucleotides long. Lineage: Eukaryota; Metazoa; Chordata; Amphibia; Anura; Ranidae. The record is from the annotation of a GenBank genome assembly.